Molecule: messenger RNA, 4643 nt
Organism: Plutella xylostella (diamondback moth)
Lineage: Eukaryota; Metazoa; Arthropoda; Insecta; Lepidoptera; Plutellidae
Product: ATP-binding cassette sub-family F member 2
Molecular function (GO): ATP hydrolysis activity; ATP binding
Source: RefSeq, a predicted model, not a curated record
UUGUUCCGUUAAAGUCCAUUCUUGUCAAAAGUAUUAUCAAUCAGAAUUCCGGUAUUGUGUGUCAAUAUUUCAUUUGGCAACACCAUGCUCAAUUCUUUCUUUUCAAUGCAGCACGUGUAGACGCGGACGACUAGGUUUUCAUCUUGAAUUAAAUUUAGAGAUAAAGCCUAAAGCAUGCCUUCAGACGCCAAGAAACGUGCCCAACAGAAGAAGAAGGAGCAGGCAGGUAGCAGGAAUAAGAAGCCGGUGGCGAGAGUCACGGCUGAGGAAAAUGGCUCUGCCAGCAACGGCACGGAGGAACACAGGGAGCUCACCGCUGAAGAGGCGCUAUGUCUGAAACUGGAGGAAGAGGCCAAGCUGAACUCGGAGGCGCGAUCAUGCACGGGUUCGCUCGCCGUGCACCCUCGCUCCAGGGACGUGAAGAUCGCCAACUUCUCCAUCACGUUCUACGGCUCUGAGCUGCUGCAGGACACGCUUCUUGAGCUCAACUGCGGCCGCCGGUACGGGCUGGUCGGGCUCAAUGGAUGCGGCAAGUCAUCCCUGCUCUCCGCACUGGGUCGUCGCGAGGUCCCUAUCCCGGAGCACAUCGACAUCUUCCAUCUGACGCGCGAGAUGCCCGCGUCCGACAAGACCGCGCUGCAGUGCGUCAUGGAGGUUGACCAGGAGAGGGUCAAGCUGGAGAAGCUGGCUGAGGAGCUGGCGCACUCGGAUGAUGAUGAGGCGCAAGAGCAGCUGAUGGACGUGUACGAGCGUCUGGACGAGCUGAACGCGGACACGGCAGAGGCGCGCGCCGCGCACAUCCUGCACGGGCUGGGCUUCUCCAAGCAGAUGCAGAACCAGGCCACCAAGGACUUCUCCGGAGGUUGGCGCAUGCGCAUAGCUCUGGCGCGCGCGCUGUACGUGAAGCCUCACCUGCUGCUGCUGGACGAGCCCACCAACCACCUGGACCUGGACGCCUGCGUGUGGCUCGAGGAGGAGCUCAAGCACUACAAGCGUAUCCUGGUGCUGAUAUCCCACUCGCAGGACUUCCUGAACGGGGUGUGCACCAACAUUGUGCACAUGUCCAAGCGGAGGCUCAAGUACUACACGGGUAACUACGAGGCCUUCGUCAGGACCAAGAUGGAGCUGCUCGAGAACCAGAUGAAACAGUACAACUGGGAACAGGACCAGAUCGCUCACAUGAAGAACUACAUAGCCCGGUUCGGUCACGGUUCAGCGAAGCUCGCCAGACAGGCUCAAUCCAAGGAGAAGACCCUGGCCAAGAUGGUGGCGCAGGGACUCACGGAGAAGGUCACCGACGACAAGACGCUCAACUUCUACUUCCCCUCGUGCGGGACUGUGCCGCCGCCCGUCAUCAUGGUCCAGAACGUGUCGUUCCGCUACACGGACACGAGCCCGUGGAUCUACAAGAACCUCGAGUUCGGGAUAGACCUGGACACGCGGCUGGCGCUGGUCGGGCCCAACGGGGCUGGCAAGUCCACGCUGCUCAAACUGCUGUAUGGAGACCUGGUCCCCUCCACCGGCAUGAUCCGCAAGAACUCGCACCUGCGCAUCGGGCGCUACCACCAGCACCUUCACGAGCUUCUAGACCUGGAGCUGUCGCCGCUCGAGUACAUGAUGAAAAUGUUCCCCGAGGUGCGCGAGCGCGAGGACAUGCGCAAGAUCAUCGGCCGCUACGGACUCACGGGCCGCCAGCAGGUGUGUCCAAUGCGACAGCUCUCCGACGGGCAGCGUUGCCGCGUCGUGUUCGCGUGGCUCGCGUGGCAGACGCCUCAUCUGCUGCUUCUAGACGAACCCACCAACCAUCUGGACAUGGAGACCAUCGACGCGCUCGCCGACGCCAUUAACGACUUCGACGGCGGCAUGGUGCUCGUUAGUCACGACUUCAGGCUCAUUAACCAGGUGGCAGAAGAGAUUUGGAUCUGCGAGAACGAACGAGUGACCAAGUGGGAGGGAGGCAUCCUGAAGUACAAGGACCAUCUCAAGUCCAAGAUCCUGAAAGAGAACGCGGCCAAUGCGGCCAAAGUGCGCAAAUAGUGCCCGCCCCCUCGCCCCCCUCUGCAACUAAACUCACUCGGACUGCCACACUCUUUACUCCACAAACUCAAAACUGGGCCUAUUAUUAAUAAACACUCGAACACCCGGUUUUAUUCUCUUUCUGCAGACAGUCAAGUGUUUGCGAAUUCGAGUUACACUCGAUAUUUUGGUAGUAACAUAAAGCAACAGGAUUUAUCAUGGCUUACUUGUUUACGUCACACUCAAAACUCAUAUUAUGCAGCAAAUUCAUGGAUUACAUGACAUGAUGCUGAUACAUUAGUUGCACUUUAUUGCUUCAUUAGAAAGCACGUGAAUUUAUGACAAAAUUGACGGAAUUGACUUAAAAUUAAAUAAUUCGCUGCCAGGUGUGUUUGAGUUUAGUUGUAGAGUGCGUGUGAAUAUGUUUAGCACAGUGGCGAUAUCUACGACUAAUAUUCUCUUACUAAUUGCCACCUUAGCAUAAUUUCAGCAUUUUGUCGUCUACCUAUAAAAACCAUUAUAUUUUUCGUUUGGUCUCAAAUACUUGGUUUAUUUUGAUGUUGUCUCUUCUAAAUAAGCAAGCAAUCGAGGUUCUACUAUUUACAAAUACCGAUUAAAAUGCUAUAAACAUAGUUUCACAAAAUAUUGAUUAAAACAUAGAAUAGGUGUAAGGAGUUAUUUAAAAAGUUGUGGUCUAAAAUUCUUAAACAUGUAGAUGUUCAAUUGUUUAAUCUACUUACCCAUUAUUAUAGAAUACGAUUACGAGACUUCAAUAUACCAUAAUAUCGAUACACAAUGGCCUUAACGCGGUGUUUAUUAAUUAUAUUCAAUAAAUUAUCGCCAGUGAGAACACUCAUUUACAAAUUUCACAAAUUAUAUGUAUAUACAUUGUAUCACCUCAUAUAAAGAAAGCAAUAGUAGUGAAAGUAAGUGCAUAUUAUUAUAUACAAUAUUCUCUUAUUUCUGUGUCGCUGAGCCAUACUUGAAAAGGAAGUGUGAAUUCAGAAAACUGUAACAUUUUGUUCCGAUGGAUGGGGAGAACUUGCGAAACUAGGCAGCUGUAGCUCAUGCUCAGAUAAAGAGAUGAAUCAACCAAGCACAGCAUAAAUUCUGCUAGUACCAAACCUGCAGUACCUAGCUGCCAAAAUUUGCAUUCUCUCCCCUGUCUAUGUAGCAACUAACAUUUCGGAUUAGGUUGCACAUUUUAAUGGGGUAAGGUGGCAAAAAUAUUUAUGAAUUCCACAAGAAAGGGUAGCAUGAUUGAUAUUUCAACUAAUUGGAAAUGAUGAUCGAAUGACUUAGCGACGCAAAGUUUAGAUGUAUUAAUUUUAAUAUGCAAUUUUUAGUCUAAAUAAGCAUAUAAUCGCGCUAAAAUAAGUAGUGAAAUGUCUUAUCUACAUAUUUAUUGAUUAGUAUUUUAAAGUGAAUAACAAUAACUGCCCAAGUAACACCAUGUCGUAUACAACGAUGUUUAGAUUCAAAUGUUAUUUAAUCCGAAGCUACAUAACUUGUAUGAAUUCGAUACCAUUCAAGCUACAGCUGAAUCUACGAGACGCCACAUUUGAUGGUGGUAAAUCUUUGCCUUUUAGAAACCAUAAUAAUCGGAGAUUAACUCAUAAUAUCUAUCUAUAGCUAAUGUUGAAAUACUAAAUAUAAAAUUGUUAUGUGAAUAGUGAAAAGGUAUCGUCAGGUACGCCACAACUACUGCAUAAUAUAGAGUCGGAUUCCAGAAAUGUAUUUGUUUUUGUAAAGGGUGUCUCAGCGCCGAAUUUAGCCUUACACAAACAUUUCCGUCGUGUAGUAAAAAUUGGGCACUUAGACAAUCUAUUUUAUUGGCAAAGGAAUCUAUUUUAUUGGUAAAGGACGCACAUGAGAUAUUGUUUUUUUUAAGCAGCGAAUUGAUAGUGAGCUCGAGCCUAUUGGGUGUGGCGUGUCGCGUGUUCUAGUGAUCCGUAGUUUAAUGUUCAAUGUCUUAGAAGAACACAUGACUUGUGCAUUGUCAAAAAAUACUUCCGGUAAUGGUAAAAAUAGUCCUAGACUUUAUUAGAUUGAUCUUUCUAGUUCUGUCUGAUAAGCGUAGUUAAGGGUUACGUUAUGAGUUUGAGAUAGCAAAUCAGUAGGGCAGAGUAAACGAUUUAUGAGUUAGCCGGUACCAUCGCGGGGCCCUACUCUCGGCUUCCUACUUCACACAAGGGAUACACCAAAUAGUGCCUGUUGAAACAUGUAGUGAGGUAGGUUAAUAUAUGUCGUAGUCGUAGGAUGUACUCGGCACACCCAGUGGGCCCGAACUCCAAACGCCCCCACUCUCUUUUAAAACAUUUUAAUGACUAAUAACUCUCUUUUUAAACCAUAUUAUGAAAUGAAUGCUAAUAUGACCCAUAUUUUAUCUUAUUUAAUUGUAUUUUCUAUUAUAUAGCUUUUGUGAUAUAACUUUAUUGGAUAUUUAUCGUGUUAGUUUGUAUUGACUGCUGAUUAUACAUAUACUUACCGCAUUUGUCUCAUGAAAAUGAAUUGUGAAAUUAACAUGUAAGUUGUUAUAGCCAAAGUGAUACUGUUUUGUUAGUAAAGAAUAUACUUAUAGCCAGUUUUAGCAGUCAGCAGGGCCGGACCAUCACCUUUGAACUAAA